Molecule: messenger RNA, 1356 nt
Organism: Rhododendron vialii
Lineage: Eukaryota; Viridiplantae; Streptophyta; Magnoliopsida; Ericales; Ericaceae
Product: receptor-like protein 44
Exons: 1
Coding region: 222-1037 (271 amino acids)
Molecular function (GO): protein binding
Source: RefSeq, a predicted model, not a curated record
UAUGCAUUACCGGCAGUACUCCCAUUUUCACCAAACCCCGAGUUUGUGCCCUCCGCUCUCUCUCUCUCUCUCUCUCUCUCUCUCUCUCCAAAACCCACUUCCCACACUGUCCUGCCCCAUCAUCCCCUAACCCAAAAAAAACACAAACAAUUACUAAAAAUUACCAACCUUGCUAACCUGCGCCCAGGUCGCGCAAGAAGACACCCAGUAGUACCAACCGGAUGGGCAGUCUCCGUCUCCUCCUCCUCCUGCUCCUAACCUUCUCGGGCCUACUCCCCCAAUCCGCCCCGGAUCCGGACGACGAGUCCUGCCUGACCCAGCUCGCCUCCUCCCUCCUCGACCCGAACCACAACCUCAACAACUGGACCCGAACCACCUUCCAGAACCCCUGCUCCGGCUUCACCUCCUACCUCCAGGGCGCCACCUGCAACAACGGCCGCGUCUACAAGCUCUCCCUCGCCAACCUCUCCCUCAGGGGCACCCUCUCCCCCUACCUCUCCAACUGCACCAACCUCCAGUCCCUCGACCUCUCCUCCAACUCCCUCACCGGCCCCAUCCCCGUCGACCUCCAGUCCCUCGUCAACCUCGCCGUCCUCAACCUCUCCUCCAACCGCCUCUCCGGCCCCAUCCCCCCCCAGCUCGCCUUCUGCGCCUACCUCAACGUCAUCGAUCUCCACGACAACCUCCUCACCGGCCAGAUCCCCCAGCAGCUGGGGCUGCUCGUGCGGCUGUCGGCGUUCGACGUGAAGAACAACAAGCUGUCCGGGCCGAUACCGGCGUCGCUGGGGAACAGGAGCGGGAAUCUGGUCAGGUUCAACGCGACGUCGUUCGAGGGGAACAGGGAUCUGUACGGGUACCCGUUGGGGGACGGGAAGGGGAAGGGGCUCUCCAUUCUGGCGAUCGUGGGGAUCGGGCUGGGGAGCGGGUUGGUGAGCCUCGUUCUGAGUUUCAGCGCGGUUUGUGUCUGGUUGAGAGUCUCGGAGCGGAAGCUGGCGAGCGAUGAGGGGAAGAUUACGCAGCUCAUGCCUGAUUAUUGAGGGAAUUUUUUUCCAAGGUAUUUUGUGUAGUUUUUAUUCUUCUGGGUAUAGUUUGAUGAUAUAUAAAUGGGUUUUGAUUUUGAAUUUUUCUCUUUCUGAAUUAGUUUUUGGUUGUCUUUUCCAAAUUUUUACUGAUCUCCAAAAUGGUAAGGUUUCUUUGCGGAACAAUCAUUUUGGGUUUUUAUUUUUCUCUGCGCGUUCCUUGACGAUUUUUUGUUGGCCCAACUGCAAUUGACGGAUGUAUAAAGCAUUAAACCAAUUCGAAUAUGAGAUUGAUUAGCGAAACAACUGAUUCGAAUGAGAUUGAGCGAUUUUGCAA